This is a messenger RNA of Penaeus monodon (black tiger shrimp), 1452 nucleotides long. RefSeq names its product UDP-GlcNAc:betaGal beta-1,3-N-acetylglucosaminyltransferase-like protein 1. The transcript is spliced from 9 exons. The coding region runs from base 278 to 1423 and encodes 381 amino acids. The record is from RefSeq and is a predicted model, not a curated record. NCBI's taxonomy places the organism in Eukaryota, Metazoa, Arthropoda, Malacostraca, Decapoda, Penaeidae.
GGCGAGAAGCAACCCCCGUGCUUAUAAUCUGCAGCCUAAGAAGAAAAAAAAAAAUCGCUGAAAAGGAGAAAAAGAGGAAAGAAAGGAGAAGAGGACGAGGAGCAGGAAGGAGGAGAGGGGCGAGAGAGAGAAAAGCAAGGAUAAAGGAGGAGAAUAAGGAGGAGAGAGAGGUUAAAAUCGGUGCGUCUCGGUAGUGAGGCUGUGAGGACCCCAAGAGCCACCGUCAUACAACCAUCGGUUCUUACGGAAAAAGGGGCGAAAUAUUUAAUCCCCAAUUAUGGCCAGAGCGGAUCAAAUAACGGUUCGGCACUCACCAAAACUGCGAGAAAAGAUGAGCCAAGAGGAAGAAAUACUAGAAUCACAGGAAAAUGAAAAAAGUAAUUUGGAGAAGAUUGAUGUUUCAGUCAUCAUCCCAGUCCACAAUGCAGGCCAAUGGCUCGAUGACUGCCUGGCCUCCAUCAGCCUCCAGCAACACACACUCAAUGUCGAGGUGUCUUUAUUCUUGGACAGCUGCACUGAUGACUCCGAGAGGAUCGUACAAGGCUGGUCUACAAGGCUUAUUGAACAGGGCUAUGCUGUCAUUACUACUGUUGAGAAGAAUGAAAACCCAAAAGGAGUUGGUUUUGCAAAGAAUAGAUCAGUAGAACAAAGUCAUGGAGAGUUUCUGUGCUUCUUGGAUUCUGAUGAUAUAAUGAAACCGACAAGAAUUCAGAAGCAAUAUGAACUGGCAUUCCAUAAUCAUGAGGCUAUUAUAGGCAGCAAAUUUACACGUGACCCUCCAGAUUCAACUCUACGGUACUCAAAAUGGGCAAAUGAACUUGAUGAAUCCAAAUUGACCUUACAAAUCUACACCUCCCAUGGCCCUACUGUGAUAAUGCCAACUUGGUUUUGCCAUCGAAAUGUUUUUGACAGAGUUGGUGGGUUUAGUGAAGCUGGAAAGGGAACACCAGAGGACCUCAUAUUUUUCUUCAAGCAUCUGCAACUGGGUGGCAAGGUCUUCCGUCAUCCCGAUAACCUCCUUGUAUAUAGAUAUCACCCGACUGCAACAACAUUUUCUAUUGACGAACAAACUAUCUGGAACUUAAGGAUCCAAGAAAUAGAAAAAUGCAUCCUAAGCCACUGGGAGUCCUUCACCAUCUGGAAUGCAGGCAAGCAGGGUCGUAAGUUCUACAGGUCCCUCACGACAGAAAACCAAAAGAAGGUUGUGGCAUUUUGUGAUGUUGAUGUGAAGAAGAUAGGGACGUGUUAUACAUACGAGGAGUCCAAGGAAAGGCCUAAGCCCAAAGUGCCAAUUGUUCACUUCAGCCAAAUCAAGCCACCCCUGAUCAUCUGUAUGAAGAUGGAUCUAACUGGGGGAAAGUUUGAAGAGAAUCUGGAAUCUUUACACCUGGAGGAGGGUAAAGACUACUUUCAUUUUAACUGAAUGUGUAAUACAAUAAAUUGUCUUUUUUA